GGUCCAGAAGCUGAAAAGUCUUAAGGCAGUUAGUGGAGAAAAGCAAGCACGCGAAGCAGGAGGAGGAGAAGACGACGACGACGACGAACCGGCAAUUUCGAUCGAAACCCGAAGCUGUUCGCGUCAAGAUCGGAGCUUUCGAGAAACCCAAGAAACCCUUUGGGCUAGGGUUCGCGGGAGAGCCCUCGGAGCUCCGAUGGAGCGGCUGCUUCAGGUACCGGCGGCCGAUCACGGCGGCGGCGGCGGCAACAGCAGCAUCCCCGCCGGCGGCGGCCAGACCGGGAAGGAGCAGCAGGCCGCCGGCGUCGGUAUCCUCCUCCAGAUCAUGAUGCUCGUCCUCUCCUUCGUGCUCGGCCACGUGCUCCGCCGCCACAAGUUCUAUUAUCUCCCCGAGGCCAGCGCUUCUCUUCUGAUAGGUCUGAUCGUUGGUGGACUUGCUAAUGUUUCGGACACUGAGACUAGCAUCAGGACAUGGUUCAACUUCCACGAGGAAUUUUUCUUUCUGUUUUUGCUGCCUCCGAUAAUCUUUCAGUCAGGAUUUAGCUUAGCUCCCAAACCUUUUUUCUCGAAUUUCGGAGCCAUCGUGACAUUCGCUAUAUUUGGCACUUUCAUAGCUUCUGUUGUCACGGGAGUUCUAGUAUAUCUUGGUGGAGUGAUGUUUCUCAUGUACAAACUCCCUUUUGUUGAGUGCCUCAUGUUCGGUGCUCUUAUAUCAGCAACCGAUCCUGUCACGGUUUUGUCCAUAUUUCAGGAGCUCGGAACAGAUGUGAAUCUAUAUGCCUUGGUUUUUGGAGAAUCGGUGUUGAAUGACGCAAUGGCCAUUUCUUUGUACAGGACGAUGUCUUUGGUGAGACAAAAUGCAUCAUCUACACAGAACUUCUUUAUGGUGAUUGUCAGGUUUCUUGAGACCUUUGUGGGUUCAAUGUCUGCAGGAGUUGGAGUUGGUUUCAUCUCUGCUUUGCUCUUCAAGUAUGCAGGCUUAGAUAUUGACAAUCUCCAGAACCUAGAGUGCUGCCUCUUUGUUCUAUUUCCGUAUUUCUCGUACAUGCUUGCAGAAGGACUUGGCCUUUCGGGAAUUGUCUCGAUAUUGUUCACGGGCAUGGUCAUGAAGCAUUACACAUAUUCAAACUUAUCAGAAAAUUCACAGCGAUUUGUGUCGGCAUUUUUUCAUUUGAUAUCAUCACUGGCAGAGACUUUCGUAUUCAUAUACAUGGGCUUUGAUAUUGCAAUGGAACAGCACAGCUGGUCUCAUGUUGGGUUUAUCUUCUUCUCAAUUUUAUUCAUUGUAGUUGCAAGGGCAGCAAAUGUCUUUUCUUGUGCCUAUCUAGUCAAUUUGUCUCGACCUGCAACUCGUAAAAUACCUGCAAAACAUCAAAAAGCACUUUGGUACAGUGGUCUCCGAGGUGCCAUGGCUUUUGCUCUUGCUCUACAAUCAGUUCAUGAUCUCCCAGAAGGGCAUGGACAGACUAUAUUCACCGCGACCACUGCGAUUGUUGUCCUAACAGUCUUACUAAUUGGAGGUUCAACUGGUACAAUGCUGGAAGCCCUACAAGUUGUUGGUGAUACCCAUGAUGGCUCUUUGGGUGAACGUAAUUUCCAGAACUCAGAAGGCAACCAUAGCUAUGUUGCCCCUAUUUAUGAUGAGGAUUCAUCAUCUGGGAACAAAUUCAAAAUGAAGCUUAAAGAGUUUCACAGGAGCGCUGCAUCAUUUACAGCACUGGAUAAGAAUUAUCUCACUCCAUUCUUUACGAGUCAAAAUGGGGAUGAAGAUGACGAUUUUGAUGAACCCAUGCCUAGUUCCCAGAGAGGGGGCUUCCAACAUUGAUAUAAGUUGGCCAAAGCUUGUAUGUGCUUUAGAUUCGCGGUACCUCUCACCUGAAUAGUGGCCGGAAGGAUGAACGGCAGCUACACGACUAUUACCGUAACCUCCGCGACUUCCUAACGUCCAGCACAUGCCUUUUACACGACUGCGGACGUCAAGACAAAGAAGCAUCUACUGUUUAGUGGAGCUUCUAUAGCUGAUGAAGAAAAAUCUUUUAUGUUCCCACCAAAUUCAUCGCACUAUACAUUCAGCUCAUCGUAGAUAGAAUCUAUUACUGUAGACCUUCUACAAUCGACGGUAUUGUUCUGUGCAUAUCUCA
Messenger RNA from Syzygium oleosum, 2141 nucleotides. Its product is annotated as sodium/hydrogen exchanger 6-like. Gene Ontology annotation, molecular function: sodium:proton antiporter activity. Gene Ontology annotation, biological process: proton transmembrane transport; regulation of pH; sodium ion transport. NCBI's taxonomy places the organism in Eukaryota, Viridiplantae, Streptophyta, Magnoliopsida, Myrtales, Myrtaceae. Gene Ontology annotation, cellular component: endosome; membrane. The record is from RefSeq and is a predicted model, not a curated record. The coding region runs from base 197 to 1825 and encodes 542 amino acids. The transcript has 22 exons.